This is a messenger RNA of Penaeus monodon (black tiger shrimp), 369 nucleotides long. RefSeq lists its product as uncharacterized. NCBI's taxonomy places the organism in Eukaryota, Metazoa, Arthropoda, Malacostraca, Decapoda, Penaeidae. The coding region runs from base 1 to 369 and encodes 122 amino acids. The transcript has 2 exons. The record is from RefSeq and is a predicted model, not a curated record.
AUGAAAAACGGAGAGGCAGUUGGUCCAGAUGAUGUAACAGCAGAAGCAUGGGAAUCUAGGUUGAGAAAUGAGGUAGUAAUCAGUGACCAGCAGUUUGGUUUCCUGCCAAUUAGAAAUACUAUUGCUGCGUUGUUUGCACUGAGAAUGCUAAUGGAGAAAUUUAGAGUACAGAAAGAACUGCACUGCGUGUUUGUAGAUUUAGAUAAAGCUUAUUACAGAGCGCCAAGAGAAGAGGUAUGCUGUUGUAUGAGGAAGUCUGACGUGGCAGAGAAGUACGUAAGAGCAGUGCAAGAUCUGAAUGAGGGAAGUAAGACAGUGGUGAGGUGUGUAGUCAGUGUGAAAGCGGGUUUCAAAGUAGAGGAAGGAUGA